ACCAACGGAACAAUCUCCGUGCAAUGUCACGACUGGGUUUCGCUUGCGUGUCUGCAGUGCACAUGAUUCAGGAAGAAUUUUUAUUCAACUCUGUAUAUAUAUACCCAAACCCCUCUGCAGGGAAGAAAGACGAGGUAAUAGAGAAGAAGAGAUGGAGCAGUUGUUGAAAUGCCAAUCUCAGUUUGUUGAUGCAGGUUUCAGUUCUGAAGAUCUGAGGCUUGUCAAGCGCCUCGGUCAGGGCAACAUGAGUACAGUUUUCUUAGCUGUUCAUCGAGACACCAACAAGGCUUUUGCGGUCAAAGUGAUGAAUAAGGAGAUUCUUCAACAGAGAAACGCCUACAAAAUGGCAGCCACAGAAAAGGAUAUUCUCUCCUCUUUGAAUCAUCCUUUUCUCCCUUGUCUGCUUACCCACUUUGAGUCGGAGAAUCAUACAUUUUUGGUCAUGGAGUACUGUUCGGGAGGAGAUAUUAGCGUCUUGAGGCACAGGCAACCGGGUCAGACCUUUUCAGAGUCCACCAUAAGGUUCUACGCGGCAGAGGUAGUAAUAGCAUUGGAGUAUUUGCACGAGCAGGGAAUAUUAUACAGAGAUCUGAAGCCGCAGAACAUAUUAGUGCAAGAUAGUGGGCACAUAAUGCUCACUGAUUUUGAUUUGUCCCUGCGUCUCAUACCCGAUGAUGGCGAAGAUGGUGAAUGGAAGUCUCGUUCGUUUGUGGGUACAGAGGAUUAUAUCGCGCCAGAGGUCCUAUGGGGGAAACCACACUCCUACGAUGUGGACUGGUGGUCCCUGGGCGUCUUUUUGUACGAAAUGAGUUAUGGACGGACGCCUUUUAGGGGGUCAAAUAGAAAGGACACUUUUGUGAAUAUAAUGAGCAAGGAUCCUUCCUUCUCAUCCUCAUCUCCUCUCCACGAUCUCAUUCAGAAGCUCCUUGCGAAAGAGCCGACAGAGAGGCUAAACAGAAAGCAAAUAAAAAGCCACCCAUUCUUCGACGGCAUGAGAUGGGAGCAGCUGCAGUUUGUUUCGAGGCCUCCUUUUGUGCCACCGCUCUCCACUGAAACUGCACUCAGUUUUCACCUAGAAGAGGAAGAUGAAGCGACAGCAGACAUGGGCAUGAAAUCGGAAAGCAACAGCUAUGUGGAAUGUGACUUGGAAGAAGACGAAACGAGCAAAUCUGCAUUUUUAGAGUUUUGAGAUAUGUGGGGUUGAUGUUAAUCAAGACAUUAUGCUCUAUGCAUUUUGACCAAAACAAUAAAUUACUUGAUUGAUAUUUUAUUAGAUUUAUCAAAAAAUCAUGUUAUUGAUUGUGAUAUA
Molecule: messenger RNA, 1309 nt
Organism: Cryptomeria japonica (Japanese cedar)
Lineage: Eukaryota; Viridiplantae; Streptophyta; Pinopsida; Cupressales; Cupressaceae
Product: serine/threonine-protein kinase D6PKL1
Exons: 2
Coding region: 152-1189 (345 amino acids)
Biological process (GO): protein phosphorylation
Cellular component (GO): nucleus; cytoplasm; plasma membrane
Molecular function (GO): protein serine/threonine kinase activity; ATP binding
Source: RefSeq, a predicted model, not a curated record